AUGAAGGAAGAGCCAAAGAAUGAGACAUUGAAGAAUUGGGAGAAGAUGCCGUCUUCACCAAAACGAGUUGGAAAGUCUCUGAAAAAGAAGAGAGGAAGCCCAAGCUUUAAAGUCCCAAAACGUCGUCGUCCAAGUCGCCUCUUUGUUUGCGCUACCGUGGUUCAUGAUGUCAUGUUUAAUAAGUUCGAAGUGAAGGAACUUACACUUGUUCAAAAAAAAAAAAAAAAAGUGAAGGAACUUACACAUGCUGAGAGACCUGAUCGUCUUCGAGCUAUAGCUGCCAGUCUUGCCACAGCUGGCCUUUUUCCUGGUAGAUGCUAUUCUAUUCAUGCAAGGGAAAUCUUCAAUCAAUGGUUUAUAUUUUCAAUUUUGGAGGCACAAACUUUAGAACAUGUUGAUGCUGUUGAUAUUACAAGCCAGCUUCACAAUACCUACUUCACCUCUGACACAUAUGCUAAUGAGUAUUCAGCACGUGCUUCUAGACUUGCAGCAGGUUUGUGCGCUGAUCUAGCUAAAGAAAUUCUCUCUGGCCGUGUAAAUAAUGGUUUCGCUUUGGUUAGACCUCCUGGUCAUCAUGCUGGCAUCAAACAUUCUAUGGGGUUUUGCCUUCACAAUAAUGCUGUUGCUGCAUUAGUAGCACAAGCAGCAGGGGAAAAGAAGGCGCUGAUUGUGGACUGGGAUGUCCAUCAUGGAAAUGGAACCCAAGAGAUCUUCAAACAAAACAAAUCUGUAUUGUACAUUUCCUUGCACAUACAUGAAGGAGGAGAAUUCUAUCCGGGUACUGGAGCUGCUGAUGAAGUUGGUAGAAAUGGUGGUGAAGGCUAUUGUGUAAAUGUUCCAUGUAGCUGUGGUGGAGUUGGUGAUAAAGACUAUAUCUACGCCUUUCAGCAUGUACUUCUUCCAAUAGCUUCUGCAUUCUCUCCCGAUUAUGUCAUCGUAUCAGCAGGAUUUGAUGCAGCUAGAGGAGACCCACUAGGAUGCUGUGAUGUGACUCCGACUGGUUAUUCUCGAAUGACACAGAUGUUAGGUGAACUGUGCGGUGGGAGAUGUUCCUCCUCUUGA
Eruca vesicaria subsp. sativa (arugula) is the source of this 1062-nucleotide messenger RNA. The record is from the annotation of a GenBank genome assembly. NCBI's taxonomy places the organism in Eukaryota, Viridiplantae, Streptophyta, Magnoliopsida, Brassicales, Brassicaceae.